This is a messenger RNA of Diprion similis, 1772 nucleotides long. RefSeq names its product upstream stimulatory factor 1. Bases 186 to 965 code for a protein of 259 amino acids. Gene Ontology annotation, molecular function: RNA polymerase II cis-regulatory region sequence-specific DNA binding; DNA-binding transcription factor activity, RNA polymerase II-specific; protein dimerization activity. Gene Ontology annotation, biological process: regulation of transcription by RNA polymerase II. The record is from RefSeq and is a predicted model, not a curated record. The transcript has 5 exons. Lineage: Eukaryota; Metazoa; Arthropoda; Insecta; Hymenoptera; Diprionidae.
GUUGGCUGAGUUUCUCGUUAUCUUGAAGCAGCCUCGCUACCUCGAAUAGUCGUGACGUGUGAUCUCCGACUUGGACCUGCGUGCGCCGCAAGCAGCCAUCUUGUACACCACAUGACCUCGUUGUCGUGUCCCGUGACCAGCUCACGUGAAUUUUGACAAAUUCAAACGUUUUUUGGUGGCAAAAAAUGGAUAUUUUGGAGCAGCAUCUUGACCAACAAGAUGUCAGCGGGUCAUCGAGGGUCAAAGACGACGAAACUACAGGCAUAGUGCUCGAAGAGGCGGAAUUUGUUGAUUGCGACGGCGAAGGAGAAACUGUUGGAGAGGAUGGAAUACGCUAUCAGGAAACUCUGGCGUACAGAGUUGUGCAGGUAAAUGGAGGGACGAGUGGAAACGAAAUCGAACUUCCCGUGACACAGGCAGCUAACAGUACAGUGCAGGUCCUUACGUCACCUCUAAAUGGUCAAUUUUACGUUAUUGGAAAUGCCAAUGAAGUCUUUACUACUGCUCAAACGUCGAGGUCAUUGGCCCCUAGAGCAACACUUCAAAUUGAAACACCACGCAACGUCACAACAGGACUUAAAAAGAGAGACGAUAGGCGAAGAGCAACGCAUAACGAAGUUGAGCGUCGGCGUAGAGAUAAAAUUAAUAACUGGAUUGCGAAGUUAGGCAAAAUUAUUCCAGAAUGUAACAGCACUACAAAUGGUAAUGCUACCGUAAGCGGAGAUGGAAAAGCAAACUACGAAACGCAGAGCAAAGGAGGGAUUCUGGCGAAAGCAUGUGAAUACAUAGGCGAGUUACGAGCAGCAAACCAAGGUCUGGGACAGUGCUUACGUGAUAACGACAAAUUGCGACAUGAGAUAACGGCUUUGAAACAACUAGUGGCGCAAUUAAAACGAGAAAAUGCACAAUUGAGAUCGCAAGUCACGUCUCCCACACCAACUUCAGAAGUUCAUCUCAGUCCCUAAUCGAUCUGUGCGAAAUUUUUCUUUGUUUGUACAUAGAUAUUGUUAUGUAAUACUUGACAUCCAUACUAGAGGAUAUGUUUGUCAAUUAACAUCAUUGAUUGUACUUUCCGCAAUGCAGCAAAUUUAGAAUGUGGAAGUCAAUGAAUCCUCGACAGAAACACUCCUUUGUGAUCCAUUGGAAGAAAGGAGCAGUUAGAUUCUUUAGUAUAUACUCAUAUUAAGCUGGUACGAAGCAUCGGUUUGUUUGACACGAUCGAAAUAUGUGAAAAGUGUUGAGUACAGAUUUUAUAGCUCCCCCGAAUACCUUUAAAUUUACUGCGUUUGACAGUGCAUCGUUAUGUGUAGAAUUUUACCUACAAGACUAAUACGGAACUACCCCUACGGCAUUGUGAUUACUAAGGAUUACUGAUUUAUUGCGGUGUGUGAUGUUUUUAUCGGAAAGGCAAUAUUAGGUAUAUCGCUUGAGCAUAAUGGGGUAUAAAGGCUGUGAAAAUCAAUGCCUGUUUUCGAUAAUUUAUCGAAUAUCAGUUGAACGACUUCUUACGAAAGAUACCAGAAAAUUUUUAAACAAAGGAUAAAAUGAAUACAGUUGGAUUUAAGUAUAAAAAUAUUUCUCCAGUUUCGGUCACAGUAGCAGUAAUCAUAAAUACUAAAUGAUAUCUAAAUCUGUUAUAGUUGGUACUUUUUUACUAUCGAUAUUGUUUUUGUACUCUAUAAAAAUGUUUCUGACGACCGAGGCUGAAGAUAUUAGUUAUUUAACCAUUGUCCUACAUAUAGCAAUAUUUUUUUGAUUAAAAAUUCCCUCGA